This is a messenger RNA of Laccaria bicolor S238N-H82, 570 nucleotides long. RefSeq lists its product as uncharacterized. NCBI's taxonomy places the organism in Eukaryota, Fungi, Basidiomycota, Agaricomycetes, Agaricales, Hydnangiaceae. The transcript is spliced from 3 exons. Bases 1 to 570 code for a protein of 189 amino acids. The record is from RefSeq and is a predicted model, not a curated record.
AUGGUCUACUGCAAAAUAUCGCCUGACGUGAAAUUGGCCGCCAUCAAGCUAUAUGAAAAGAAUCUUCUUUCUCUCAACGACAUUCUCGACUGCUGUGGACUCUUGGAGCGAACCUUCUGGCGUGCACGUGCCACAUCAAACGUGACAGCUGUGGCUGAAGCGUUGCCACAUCAUUCCUUCCUUCCUACCACCACCAUCACCAUCCACCACCACCGUUUCAAACCACGACCACCCACAACGUCGACAAUGACACUGAUGCUGACGACGCGUGACCAGGGCCCAGCCCAGGUGCCACGUCGCGACGUGGCAACCAGACGGCGAACGACAACAUCGGUCGUCUUUCGCCGUAUCUGCUCAGCCACGAGGACCCACCACCACGAACAGCCCACCAACACACCACACCAACAUCAACAAGCGCCCACCACCACGAGCGCCCACCACCACAAGCGCCCACCAAUGUCAACGACCCCACACCAACGACGACCAGCGCCCACGAAAACGACCGCCCACGGACAUCCAGCGACCGCAAACGACGUCCCCGCCCACGAAAACGAUGUCCACCGCCCAUGA